AUGGUUGGGCCUUUGUCAAAAGCGCCCGGGGGCUUCACCCACUUGCUCGUCGCUGUAGACAAGUUCACAAAGUGGAUCGAGGCAAAGCCCAACACGUCGCUCAAAUUAGAGCAGGCAGUCUCGUUCUUUCAGGACAUCGUCCAUCGGUUCGGGGUGCCCAAUUUGAUCAUCAUGGAUAAUGGCACGAACUUCACGGGAGGACCCUUCCUCGAAUUCUGUGACGACCAUAACACCCGCGUCGAUUGGGCAGCAGUUGCGCACCCCUGCACCAAUGGUCAGGUCGAGCGUGCCAAUGGCAUGGUUCUCCAAGGCCUGAAGCCAAGGAUCUACAACCGCCUCAAGAAGUUUGUGGGACGAUGGGUCGCGGAGCUCCCGAGUGUCCUUUGGAGCCUCAGAACAACACCGAGUCGGGCCACUGGUUUCACGCCGUUCUUCAUGGUUUAUGGCUCGGAGGCCAUCUUACCCACUGACAUGGAGUACGGAUCACCGAGGGUGAAAGCCUAUGAUCCUCGGGAGUCAGAUGCCGCCAUGGAAGAUGCACUGGAUCAGCAGGCGCUGCAUCGCUACCAUCAGAGACACGUCAGGGGACGUGCCUUCAACAUUGGGGAUUUGGUGCUACGGCGGGUUCAGAGCAUGAAGGGCCGACACAAGCUGUCUCCGCCAUGGGAGGGGCCCUACAUCGUGGCGGAGGUGCUCAGGCCCGGCACAUACAAGUUGCAGACCGCCGAUGGUGAAGUGUUCACCAACGCAUGGAAUAUUGAACAGUUAUGUCAUUUUUUAUCCUUAGUUUUCAUCUGUUGUACAAACUUGUCAUGUUCAUGUGAAAUAAAGCUGUUCUGA
Messenger RNA from Panicum virgatum (switchgrass), 840 nucleotides. RefSeq lists its product as uncharacterized. Gene Ontology annotation, molecular function: nucleic acid binding. The record is from RefSeq and is a predicted model, not a curated record. NCBI's taxonomy places the organism in Eukaryota, Viridiplantae, Streptophyta, Magnoliopsida, Poales, Poaceae. Bases 1 to 840 code for a protein of 279 amino acids. The transcript has a single exon. Gene Ontology annotation, biological process: DNA integration.